CUGGGUCGCUCACCAUCUUUCUCGGCUCUGCUUUCGCGCUCUUGGGUAUCACUGCUAUCGUAUAGUCGGGGUCUAGCUGGAUGGACUAUUUCUCGAAGUUCCUGCGGUCAGGCACCCAGCCUGCGCCGAAGGCGGAGGUCGACCAUGCGCAGGAAUUCCACAAAUCAUGGGUGCUCGUCAAGAACACCCUCUUACACCCUGACGAACGUCAGUUGACUCGCGGGAUCAAGUCCACGGAUGUUCCUGCCCACCUUCAAUCUAUGGUGGACUCGCUGGUUUGGGAGUCGACGCGUACGGAGGAAGGGGCUACUGGCGCCUGCUUGGAGUACCUUCUCAAGAACGACAUACUGGGAACCCUGGUGAAACUGAGCGAAUCCGAUCGGCCCUUCGGUAUCCAGGCAGAAGUCCUCCGCGCAGUGCAGAACUUGGUAGUCCUCCUGGAUGAACAGUUCCUUGUCCACUCCGCAGUACACAAGGCCGUUCUACGGCUUCUUCGCAACUGCGUAGGGGACGAUUUACAAGAACAACUGGAUGGCAGGAACAAACCCAUGGGAGCGGCCGGGAACGCAAGCCGCACCCAGCCCUCCGAGUACGAGGAAGACUUGGUCAACCUGCUAUGCAUCUUGUGCAGUAGGAUACGGACUUACCGCGAGCUGCUCAUGAUAUUCUUCCACGACAAGCAGUGGUACCGGCCAGAACCCCUGUUUUCUGUCGAGGAAGAAGAGGAAGAGGAGGAGGAAGAGGAAAAUACGAAACCGGACGAGCAACCUUCUGAGCCUGCGCCCUCUGAUUCUAACGCGCCUGCACGGGCAACAUCUCCCUCUCCUUCCCACAACACAGACAACUCAGGGCUCGCUUCGUCCGCGACGAAGAAGCCUGAGUAUGAGUUCCUCUUGUUCAACUACCUUCUCCGCUUCUGGCAUCGAGAAGGACAAAUCGGCGACUUCGCGCGAGCCGGGUUGCUCUUCCUCAUGGAUGUUGCCAUGUCUCCAGUGGACACUUCGCACGGGUCAGGCGCGGAAGACCUGCGCUCGUCGACCUCUACCCUGUCUGCGAUGGAUAGUGAUCCCAACACUGACGCCGCACUUGCGCUCGCGGAGUACAUUCUGGACGGCGACUUUUCCGACGUUCUUGCGGCCGGUCUUGCAGCGGUGUAUUCGUUGCUCCCAACGAAACUCGAAGUCCGGCCGCCCGUUCCUGCCGAUACCACACCAGGAUCAGCUAUGAUCCUCGGUAACUCAGUGUCUGAUCUGUCGCAGGAGGAGAAGGAUAAGCUCGAGGCGGAGCGGGAAAGGAGCAGGGCCAUGGGGUUGGAGGAAUCGUCAAGUCCCGACUUCAAAGCACGACUUGAUCACUUCCUGAAGCUGCUAGAGUUCCUGCAGGACGUCUUCCGGCGUAAUGUCUCCCGGGAUCCUAACGACGACAGCCUCGACCCUACUCAACUAGUCGGGUCCGCGAUUGUGCAAUCUAUCCUCGACGCGUUCCGGCGCGUAUUCCUGGAGAACAUUCUGUAUCCCUCAGUCCUCGAGUGCUCAGAUGCGGACGGCAGCGCUGUCGCGGUGAUGUCGUAUAUCGAGGUCAUGAUUCGGACGCUCGAGAACGGCCAGCUUGCGGACUUGCUCAUCGACUUCCUGAUGAGCGAAGACAACGCAGAAGACCUCUCUUCAUCACGCAACCGCCCGUACUCCAUGCUCAUGCUUGGUGGGAAGCUGCCUCCAGUUGCAAAAUCCCAAGAGUCAAACCGCAAAGCGAAGCAACGGCGACGGAAGAGUACCGCGAUGGCGCUCCUCGAGAUGGAGGCUCCCGACGCUCGUCGAAAGUCGUCCUAUUUCACCGCCGUCGGACGGUUCACCCUCAAGGACCUCCUCCUAACCAGCCUGCGCUCAAAAUCCCAACCUACCGCCACUGCCGCGCUCCAGCUCCUCCAAUCUCUCCUCCUCCAGUACUGCACGCUCUGCGUGGAUCGCCUACUCGUCGUCAUUCACGAUCCCCAAGCCACCUCGUUCCCCCACCCCGCUAUGCUCCCGGAAGCCAUAGAAGAUAUCCCGCCUACACAGCCUGAGAACGACUCUGACGACGACGAGGCGUUCAUAUACCCCGGCACGGACGAUACCAAGAAGGCGUCAGAAGCCAAGCUCCCGGCGAUGGUCUUCAGCCAGCCCGAUACUACAUACUGGACGCACGAGCGCGAGAUGGGACUUUACCUCACGCUCGUCUCGCGGGUAGACCCGAACCACAACGAGGACGCGUUCAGCACCGGGUACGAUCACUACCUGCGAGAUGCCUUGCUCUCCAUCCAGGGCCAGUCGUGUUUCCGCCUCGACAUCGAGGAGGAGGAGAGGAUAAAGAUGAAGCACCGUCUCAACCCGAACGACCCCGUGCUUUCCCUGGUGCUCGAGUCGCUACGGAAAUUCUUCUCAAACACCCCGGAGAUGAACAUGGCCCUCACAGGCGCGCUCGCAACGCUCGCCCUCUGCCCAGACCGCUCCCUCGCCGGCUGGCUCACCUUCGCGCCAAAGGAGUCCCCGACGCCUUCUGGUGCUCGAGCCCAAGAUGACGACGCGCUUCUAUACUCGGACGACGGCGACGACCGCUCGAUCGACUUCCGGAUAGAGGAGAAGCUCGCAUCCGAGACACAUAUUCUCCCCGCGUCGAGCAUGGACGAGCAGUCCCGCCCGGUCAUUCACACGAUCUUCCACGGGCUCGUCUCGCAGCUCGAGCGCUACCGCCAGAUGGUCGACCACUUCGACCAGUACCUCCUCGAGCGCCGCCAGGGCCUGCUCUUCAACGAGAACCUCACGGACGCUCUCACGCUCGCGCUCGACUUCGAGGGCGGCCUCGUGCCGCGCUCCGCCGGGGCGGCGCUCGUGCAGUCCCCGGCGACGGAGAGGGCCCCCACACAGCUGAAGCCGCAGCCAAAGACCGCGUCGUCGACGAUCAUGUCCUUCCUCACCCCGAAGAAGAGCAGGCCGACCAAGCCCGCGCCGUCCGAGCCGACGACCCCCUCGCGUGGCUCGCGAGCACUGGACGCGAGUCCGUUCGGCCCGCACUACAUGAAGACGGGCGCGAUCACGGUCGAGCCAUACCUCGCUCCCGCGCCGUCGUCGGGCCCAUGGACCCCCGCGAAGUCGCGUAAAUGGGAUGCGGACGAGGAGGACGUGUUCGGAUCGUCGGGGCAGUGGGGCGAGGGGCCCGCCGCGUCCGAGAGUCCCGUGGAGGAAGCGGAAGAGGAGAGCGCGGCGAUCGUGCACGUUACGCUGUCGCAGUUGUUGGACAACGUCGUGAUCUUGGAAGAGUCGAUCAAGGAACUUGUAGCUAUCAUACAUGCGAGACGUAGUCUGGGCAUAGACGCGAUCCGGUACCUGUGAUAUAUCUGCUUGUAUUGCGGACUAUGUGUAUGAACUCACGGACGUUAA
Molecule: messenger RNA, 3416 nt
Organism: Trametes versicolor FP-101664 SS1
Lineage: Eukaryota; Fungi; Basidiomycota; Agaricomycetes; Polyporales; Polyporaceae
Exons: 6
Coding region: 81-3368 (1095 amino acids)
Source: RefSeq, a predicted model, not a curated record